CGGCUCUCUUUGUCACGACACUGAUGAACACUCUGGCGGAUGCCUGUUUGCUGAAAAGGACGCCCUCCAAUCGGGCGAGCCAGUAGCACCUCCUCAUCCUAGUGUGCACCAUGGUACCUUCCAACAUCACCGUUCGGAAACUUGAAUCUCCCACUGAGGGCCACGUCGACGAGGCUGUUCAGAUAUUCUGCAAACUCAUGCCAGAAGAUCCUCUGUCAAUCGCACUUACGGGUGGAGAUGUUCGCCACCUUCCCUAUCUGAUUCGUGCGAUGGUCAGCGCUGUCGCGUUCAUGUGUGGCGAGAUAUAUGCCGCAUUCAAUGAGAACGGAGUUAUGGUCGGUUUCCAAGGUUGGGUUCCGCCUGGGGACGUUUUAUUCUCAACCGAAGAACAAAGGGCCUUGCUGGCAGACUUUAUGUCGCGGGUCUCAGAGAAGGCCAGAAGCUACGUUCCUGGCAUGAUGGCGGUUGAAUUUCCGAAAGUCAUCGAUGAGUUGUCUGGUAUAGAGAAUUCCGAGUUGAACAUGUUCUGGUGUAACUUCAAUUUUGUCGCCGCGGAGUAUCAGCAGCAGGGUAUCUCAACGGCCAUGUCACAGCUCGCAUAUCAGAAGGCUGAGCUCAACGGUUGGACCAUGGGAUUGGCUACCACGAAUGUCCACAAUAUUGCUAUAUACCACCACCUCGGAUUCGAGCUCCAGGGAUAUCGUGGCAUGCUCUCGCCGUUCAUCGACUGGCCGGUGUGGAUAUUCGUGAAGAGGUCCCAGAUCAAGGCUACGCAGUAAGCCCGUAGUCAGAUACACACGCAGUGGUUCCCAAGUACGAGGCUUGUCAUUUCGAGGUGAUUUCAGAUGUCGCAGAGUGUACCGCAAUCAAAUUCAACUAUGUUCAUGGUG
Molecule: messenger RNA, 890 nt
Organism: Rhodofomes roseus
Lineage: Eukaryota; Fungi; Basidiomycota; Agaricomycetes; Polyporales; Fomitopsidaceae
Exons: 8
Coding region: 111-779 (222 amino acids)
Source: RefSeq, a predicted model, not a curated record